AUGAAUAUGGCAAUCUGUCACCCUCACUGGGCCCUUUUUCUGGGGGCUAUCAUGCAUGGAGCCAAGUGCUUGGAGGGGGCCGACGAAACGUGUUUCGACAGAUCCGCCAGGAGUACAUCUUACCUCCCGGCCCAGAUUGGUGGCAUAGUCGGAUCGUAUGCCUUUUCGCUCGUUGUAGUCGCUGCUCUUAUACUUCUCCUAGCGAAGAAGCGCCGUGAGCAUCUUACAGCAGGAGAGGAGGACCUAGAGGGCCAAUUCCCAUACCAAUUCGCUUUCUUACCACCGGGACAAGCUGGCGGUCAGCCUCAGUACGAUCUCGAUCCACCCAAGUCGCCUGUUAAGAACUUUUCUUACCCAACGCCACCAACACCUUUAAGUGGAAGGAGCCCGAUAAGCCCAUCGAGCCCUUACAUUGUCCCUUCGCUUUAUUCUACUAGCACACUCGGCGUGAACCCUUUGGUUGAUCCCCGAGUCGUCGCAGCAGAUCGCGAGAUGGCGCAACAGCAGCUAGAAGAAAUGUACAAGCUCGUACUAGAGCAGGAAGCCGCGAAGGAAGCAGGCGUUACCUUGGACCAGCCACCCGCACCUCUCUCCCAGCAGCAAACUCCAAAGCAGGGGAUAUUGAAGAGAGGCAAAAACAAGCCCGCGAGCCUUGAUCUUGCUUCUGAUGCAGAAAAGCCACAGUCCCGAGCGUCUUCCAUCUUAUCCGCUUUCAAAUCGCCUCGAAAGAAGAAUGUUAAAGGCAUUAGUAUAUCGUCUCCGAUUAUGACGCCUGUAUCGGGCACCUUUCCACGCCAGGAGGAGGAAUUAAGAGCAAUUCCCCCUCGUUAUUAUACACCAGCAUCUCCGCCCCCAGUUCCGACAGACCAGGCCCCAUAUAUACGGGCAAGCAGGCAGCACGGACCAGUAGCCCCCAUCACUCCCCCGGAUAUUUCCCCGGAGAGUACGCAAAGCAUUGACGAACGGCUUGGUCAUCUGCGAAGCAAUUCACAGUACACCGAACCCGAUCCGGUGUCAGCAGUUUCAGAACGGUCUACCGCGCCUCUCGUCGGCCUACCUUCGUCGCCGAAACCCGGUGUCAACCGUUUCCCUUCUCUUCCUGCAUCUCCGAAACCCGGGGCGACAUUCCCGACUUCACCCGGACCGGAGCAACGGUCCUUCUCGCGACCGAAUGCACCUUCAGCCAUCCGAACUGGCGGCGCUCUUCCGCUGCGGGCUUACGAGCCUUCGCUCAGCUCACCGUCUGCACAAACCACCAAGCAGACGACGUUCGAAAGGACGCUCCCUCUGUCACCUUCGGGACUUCGGACACCAUGGACCGGCGCGCCAGUACCCUACUCACCGUAUCAGCCAUUCUCGCCUGUAGUUCCUAUCACGCCGUCAUUGGUUACUAAGGCAGAUCGGAAGAGGAUGAAGCAACUUCAGCCCAAGACACCAACCAUGGAAAUGGUUAAGGGUGACGACGAAGUGUGGUAG
Molecule: messenger RNA, 1476 nt
Organism: Daldinia caldariorum
Lineage: Eukaryota; Fungi; Ascomycota; Sordariomycetes; Xylariales; Hypoxylaceae
Exons: 3
Coding region: 1-1476 (491 amino acids)
Source: RefSeq, a predicted model, not a curated record